UCCAAUUGAACAUGUCCACUAAUUUUUUCUUUCCAAAUACAACUGUAGCCUUAAUAAAUUUUGCAGAUUUUAAUCAGUGCACAAAUAAAUGAAAUAACGCUAUUUUCAACUCUUCCCCCUCCAUCACCUGUUAUCACAUUAUUAAACGCCACAUCAAUUCUAUAAUUUCUGUCUGUGAACAAGAAAAAAAGAAAUCCACAAAAAUCAAAUCAAAUUACCUUUCAUCGAAAAAUCCAUGGCAAGAAGGGCGGUGCUGAUCGGAUGCAAUUACCCGGGGACAAAGGCGGAGCUGAGAGGUUGCAUCAACGAUGUCCAGCGAAUGUACAGCUGCCUCAUCGAGCGCUACGGUUUCUCGCCGGACGACAUCACGGUACUCAUCGACACAGACGAGUCCUGCACCCAGCCCACGGGCCGCAACAUCCGUGCUGCACUUGCCGAUCUGGUUGAUUCGGCCCGGCGCGGCGACUUCCUGUUCGUCCACUACAGCGGCCACGGCACCCGCCUCCCAGCGGAGACCGGCGAGGACGACGACACCGGCUACGACGAGUGCAUUGUCCCCACGGAUAUGAAUCUCAUCACCGAUGAUGAUUUUAGGGAGCUUGUGGACAAAGUGCCACAGGGUUGCCAGAUCACCAUCGUGUCCGACUCCUGCCACAGCGGAGGCCUUAUAGACGAGGCCAAGGAGCAAAUUGGCGAGAGCACCAAAAAAAAUGACGACGAACGAGAAGAUGAAGAAGAAGAAGAAGACAGCGGAGGAUUCCGGUCAGGACUCAAGAAAUUCCUCCACCGAAAAGUCGAGGACGCAAUCGAGUCGCGCGGCAUUCACCUACACCGCCACAAAGAAGAAGAAAAUUCGGAAGAGGAAUACCAAGGCCAAAACGGGGUCCUCAUCAAGAACAAAUCCCUACCCCUCUCAACCCUAAUCGACUUACUCAAGCAGAAGACAGGCAAAGACGACAUUGAUGUCGGCAAGCUCCGCCCAACACUCUUCGAUGUCUUUGGGGAGGAUUCGAGCCCAAAGGUCAAGAAAUUCAUGAACGUCAUUUUCAGCAAAUUAGGACAGGGCCAGGGAGAAGGUGGGGAAAGUGGUGGGUUCAUGGGCAUGGUGGGGAGCUUGGCCCAGCAGUUUUUGAAGCAGAAGCUUGAAGAAAACAAUGAAGAUUAUGCGAAGCCCGCCUUAGAGACUCACGUGGGGAGGAAAGAGGAGGCUUACGCAGGAGCUACUAAGAGGGCCCUUCCAGACAGUGGCAUUCUCAUUAGUGGCUGCCAAACGGAUCAGACAUCUGCAGAUGCCACACCAUCUGGGGAUCCGAGUAAGGCAUAUGGGGCUCUGAGCAACGCUAUACAGACCAUAAUUGCUGAGUCGGGUGGGAGGAUUAGUAACCAGGAGCUGGUGCUUAAGGCCAGGCAGCUUUUGAAGAAACAGGGGUAUACUCAGCGCCCAGGGCUGUACUGCAGUGAUUAUCAUGUCGAUGCGUCUUUUGUUUGCUAAACAAGUAUUACAAUUGUGUGUGUAUGCCAAGUUUGAAGGUCGGAUCUAUUGUUGCUGCUGGAUUGCUAUAAUAAGGGGGUUGCUAUAAUAAAGGGAUUGCUUUGUGUUAAUUUGUUGUGUGGUAGUGUUGUUUUGUGCAUCUUGAGCAAUUGGGUGUACAAGAAAUGUUUAACAGGUUGAAAUGUGUGCUUUUGUGUCUUGAACUUGGAAGAACAAGAGAAUAAAUGCAAUUGAAUUAUAUUUCCAAGAUUGAGUUGGAACUACAAUAGCAAUGUUACAAUAACGUUUGUGUUAUGUUGUACACAGCAAAAGGAAAAGAGAAGAUAAAAAGAAAUGC
Messenger RNA from Striga asiatica, 1829 nucleotides. Lineage: Eukaryota; Viridiplantae; Streptophyta; Magnoliopsida; Lamiales; Orobanchaceae. The record is from the annotation of a GenBank genome assembly.